AUGGCAACAGUAAAUGAAACAAUUCAUAUAAUUAUUCGUUGUGCGAAUAAUAAAUAUGCAGAUUUUUCUAUUGAUAUUCUAUCAUCUUCAACUAUCUAUAAUCUCAAACAAACUAUAACAAUAAAUCAUCCAACUAAACCAUUACCAAAAAAUCAACGUUUAAUUCAUUCAGGAAAAUUAUUGGAUAAUAAAAAUAUACUUAAUCAAGUAUUUAUUAAGUCAAAUAUAGAUUCACCAUUCUUGGUACAUCUCGUGCUUGAUUCAGAUAAAAAUGAAAUCUCAUCAACCAUUCCUCAACAAACAACAACAACAGCAGCCAACUCAUCUAGUCAUACCGAACAAUCAUCAUCGACUUCUUUACAUUCAUCUACAUAUGAACGAUAUAUUAAUGAAUUAAAUAAAUAUCAACAACAACUUCAUCAAUUCAUGUCGAAUCCAUAUGGGAUUUGCUUAACAUCUAAUUCUGAUACACAAACAUAUCUACAAUAUUGCCAUACACAUCAUCGAAUGUAUCAAAAUAAUUUUGUUCAUCAACGACCAAUAACAAAUACAUCUAUUCCAUCUCCUUCUAUUACUGUUUCACCUGCAACACCCGUUACAAAUAAUAAUAAUGUCAAUCAAGAAAAUGAUUUAUUACGAACAUUACAUAUUAUCAUUGAAAUCUUUAUUCUUUGCUCAAUUAUUUAUUUUUAUUCAACAUUUAAUCAUUUUUUUCUUAUAUUUAUUAUUUUUGCAUUAGUAUAUUUACAUUGUCGUGGUUAUUUAUCUAUUCAACAACGUCGACAUGCACAAAAUCAACAAAUACCACAUAUAGUUGAACAAGCAGCAGGCAAUGAUGUUGAACAAGGAAUGAAUGAAGAAAUUGAUAUAGAACAAAUACAAAAUGAUGAACAAAAUUCUAAUGAUAUACAGCUUCAAGAAUCUUCUACCGUUACACCGCCUACAACAGAAUCUGCUACUGAUAAUCAAAUAACACCAGCACGUCUAUUAUUUACAGCUGUAUCAACAUUUUUUUCAUCAUUAAUUCCAGAAAGACCUCAACAACAUAUUUAA
This is a messenger RNA of Adineta steineri, 1053 nucleotides long. NCBI's taxonomy places the organism in Eukaryota, Metazoa, Rotifera, Eurotatoria, Adinetida, Adinetidae. The record is from the annotation of a GenBank genome assembly.